AUGCUAGAGUCUGCCAGAGCUUGCAGCCUGCCAGGUGAGUUGACUUCGGGAUGCCGAGUGACGUUGUAUUUCGACGGCCAUCUUGCAGAGGAGUGCGGACAAGGCUUUUCGGAGGAGGCCAUGGCGACCAGCGCUUUGGAAGCCGUGAAGCGACACUUGGGAGUUGAAGAGCAGCCCUCAGAUGUCAACGUGAAGCUCUGGCACGAUGCCGUGCCUCAAUACAAAGUUGGCCAUCACCAGCUUCUCGAGGACUUCGACUUAGCGCGACGCCGCCACCUGCCUUGGCUUCAGGUCUGCGGCCCCGGAUAUUUCGGAACCCGGAAUGUUGCAGAUGAAGUGAUUGAUGCCCGCAAGUUGACAGACUCGAUUGCACGGCGCUUUGCGCGCUUCCCCUCUCUAAUCGAGAACGAGACAGAAGAGGACACAGCUCAGCGCUCUGAAGUGGCCUGA
Symbiodinium pilosum is the source of this 450-nucleotide messenger RNA. NCBI's taxonomy places the organism in Eukaryota, Dinophyceae, Suessiales, Symbiodiniaceae. The record is from the annotation of a GenBank genome assembly.